Thyridium curvatum is the source of this 924-nucleotide messenger RNA. RefSeq lists its product as uncharacterized. NCBI's taxonomy places the organism in Eukaryota, Fungi, Ascomycota, Sordariomycetes, Thyridiales, Thyridiaceae. The coding region runs from base 1 to 924 and encodes 307 amino acids. The record is from RefSeq and is a predicted model, not a curated record. The transcript is spliced from 3 exons.
AUGACGUCCCAGAUCGACAUUCGGCUCGCCCUGAUGCAAGACAUCCGACAGUUUGACAUGCCCGCAAUGCAUACCUUGGCCGAAUCCAGCAAUUCAAGGCGUGGCGUGACCGACAAUUAUCAAGAUGAAAUCGGCCCCUUCUCCGAGGCCGAUCCUGUAUUUAAGGGUCCCCUUCGAUGCCCUCCUCGAGACUCGAGACCAACCACCGUCAUCACCAUUGCUCACUCUGCUACCAGCAAGCCACGCCUACCCGUUCACUCCGAACCACAAGUAGCACAGGUUCAAUCCAGGCUGGUCGAAACUCGACCCGAGAUGCGUGCCUCCUUGUUCACUGCCGCGGCAUGGACGGCCAUAGUUUGGGCUGCCAGCCCGCAAGCUCUCAACACGUCGCGGGAAUUCAACCUGCGCACGCAGCUAAAGGCCGGACAAGAGAGCAAGGCCGACUACGAUGGCCUCUGGCUCUACGCCCACCACACGGGAGCCGGUAUGAAUGACGCGAUGUUCACAAGCAACCGCUCGCACGCCAUCCCGGGCUUCCUCAACGCCACUGGCCUUAUUAGCGACGGGGACGGCCAGGCCCUCUCCGGUCUCGUUUUUGACCUUGGCUCUCAGGGCAUCCCGUGGUCAAUGCUACCGGCACUCUCUGUCAAUUUCUAUGCUGCCUGGCAGCCUGUCCGAAUCAACGCUGGCGGCGCGGCAACGGAGCAGAGCGCGUUUUGGAUCAACGGCACAGGGCUGCAGUGGACAAAUGCUGGCAGUGGCACAACGCCAUCGAGCUUCGGCGGCUGGUAUGUCUGUCAGUGGUGGCAUGGCUCUCUUGACGGUCCCUUCCCGGGUGUUCAACUUUUCUUCAGGGUUAAUGGUUUUGGUCAUAUGACUUUAGAGACCUGUGCUGAUGUUGACCUGGUCCCUGAGUAUCUGUAG